Pyrus x bretschneideri (Chinese white pear) is the source of this 1611-nucleotide messenger RNA. RefSeq names its product DNA-directed RNA polymerase I subunit RPA49. Gene Ontology annotation, cellular component: RNA polymerase I complex. Gene Ontology annotation, biological process: nucleolar large rRNA transcription by RNA polymerase I; transcription elongation by RNA polymerase I; RNA polymerase I preinitiation complex assembly. The coding region runs from base 150 to 1466 and encodes 438 amino acids. Gene Ontology annotation, molecular function: DNA binding. The record is from RefSeq and is a predicted model, not a curated record. The transcript has 4 exons. Lineage: Eukaryota; Viridiplantae; Streptophyta; Magnoliopsida; Rosales; Rosaceae.
ACCCUCUCUUAUAAACCCGUAAAACUGUCCAACCCACGACUUGCCCUCCCCCCAACUCUUCCGUCUCAGAACAGUGUCCAAGUCUGCAUUUAACCUCAGCCACCCAGCAGCCACCUCCAAAACUAACGGAGCUCCCCCUAUCUGAACCGAUGGAAUCCGACGCAGAAGACACCAAGUCUCAAUUGACCCAAAACCAAGACCCAUCGACACCAAAGCACAAACACAAGAAGAGGAAGACGAAGAAAACCGCCGUCCCAACCAUUCCAACAUUCCAAGCCGCCGUCCAAGUUUUCCCGGAACACCCAGAAAAAACCCCACCUAUAGUGGCCCAUUUCUCAUCUGGGUUCGAUCCCACCAAGAACCCAGACCCUAAUUCGACCAAAAUCGGACUCUUUCGGAACGCCAACCGAACCAAACGAGUGGAGCUUGUGGUGCACCCGGAUGGGACCAAUGUCGAUUUUGUUGGAACUAGCUAUACUGGUGCGGCCACCAGUGACCAGUACUGCAAUUAUGCACUUGGUGUUCUAGAUAAGGCCACCCAGACUUUGAAGAUUACGCCCAUUGUUUCUAACAAGAUAUUUAGAUUAGAACCAAAAGUUAGAGGGUAUAACUACUCUGAUAAGGAACCUGCAAGUUCAGCAAUGGGAGAACUUACUGCACAAGAGAAGGCAGAGAAGCAGAUGCAGCUACAUAAUCUAUAUGGAACAAAGAAGUCUAUUAGGGAGAGUAAGAAAAUGCAGUCCUUGAAGCAAGCAGAUGGUCCUGAUUCUCUAAACGAUUUGGAUGCCAAAAUGAAACAGAUUGUGGUAAACAAGGAGGCUCUUGAAAGCGCUGAAACCCAAAGCUCUCGCCAUAUCCCACCAUUUAAUGAAUCUGCCACCACUCCACAGGAGGCUUAUCCACUAGACAAGAUCAUCAUCACAGGAGAGUGGGAUGAUGUCCAAGAUAUUUAUAAUAAACUGCAAGGUGGAAAUGAUGUUAAAUGGGAUGCUUACCCAAAUUUUGUGCUCAAUAGAAUCCAGAAAUUGAAGGAUAUUCGGGUUGAGGAGGAGAAGUUUAAGCUUGCUUGCAUAUGCACAUACAUUACACAUCUUAUAAAGUUCAAAGAUCAGUAUACCAUGGAUGGUGUUUCCUCCGCGAAGGGCCACAGAAUCCCAAGCAAUCUACGCAACAAGUUCCUUAACAUGUUUGAUCCGGCGGCAGGUUCAAGAAGGCAAACCCUAUCAAGAGAGAAGACGAAUCUCCUCAUUAGUUAUGUCUUGGUGCUCACUCUUCAUGUGGACGAGUUCCAGACAGAGUUGACAGAUAUAGCAAAGGAUCUGAGAAUGGGUGAAGCAAAUGUGAAGGACCAUUACGAGAACUUGGGUUGCAAGUUAACUAAAAAAAAGGGAAAACCAGUCGCGACCCUUCCUGUCCCUCUAAAAUUUCCACAAGAGCAGCGGAGGCGGAAGAAGGGCAAGAGAUGAUUUUCUUCGUUGUAUCUGUGUUCUUUCGUUUCUACUGCACACUUUGAUUUCACUGUGCUUGUCUGGCAGCAAUUUUACAAAGUUUGGCCUUUUGUUUUUAUGGCAAGACAUUAAUUAUUGAAUCCUAUUGCAGUGUGCUCCUUUA